AUGGAAAUAAAAAACAGUGGUGAACUAAGUGCGCUGUUUGAGGAUCCACUGCGAGGGAUCGAGUGGCUGCAGGGCAAGGGGCUCCUGAAGCGCGAGCAAUCGUGCCCGAAGUGCAGUGGAGCCAUGAAGCUUAAAAAAGUGACCGCCGGUGACCGGGUGAAGUGGCUGUGCCGCCGUAAGGCGUGUGCGGCUACCUGCAGUAUCCGGACUGCAUCCAUUUUCUACGACGCGAAAAGUAGCUUGGCUACUUUGACGCGUUUGUUUUACGAGUGGGCGGCAAAGUCGCCCGUGAGUCGCGCGAUGAGCGAGACCGGGCUGAGCCGCUGCGCGGUCCUGGAGUGGUUCAGGCUGCUCCGCGAUUUCUUGUUCGAUUUUGAGUUUGAUCGAACAUCACGACAAAUCGGCGGAGCAGGGAUGACCGUCGAGGUAGACGAGACGAAGGUCGUCCGCCGCAAAUAUAACAUCGGCCGGAUCAGCAGCGCCAACAAGGAGUGGUUGGUUGGCGGUAUUUGCCGGGAAACCGGCGAGAUUUUCUUGGAGCGUGUGGAGGCCCGGACCCAGGCUGUGCUCCACGAGCUGAUCCAACGGCACGUGGCACCUGGAACGCGGAUCCUUUCCGACUGCUGGGCGGGUUACAACGGACUCACCGGGUUGGGAUACGAUCACGCCACCGUCAACCAUUCAUACAAUUUCGUGGAUCCGCUCCAGGGUGAUGUACACACCCAACGAAUUGAGAAUGUGUGGCGGUGGCUGAAACACUUCCUAAAGCAGAAGGGCACCAACAUUCAAGGAUCGUUGGAGGGCUACUUUGCGGAGUACAUGUUCCGCAAAGAGCACGAGAACGAUUCGGCUGACGUCUGCCCACGUACCCACCAGCAUCCACACGAACAGCAGGACAAUCACCAUCAUCCGGCACGGAUCAUAUCCGCGAUCGGUUGA
Messenger RNA from Anopheles moucheti, 939 nucleotides. RefSeq lists its product as uncharacterized. NCBI's taxonomy places the organism in Eukaryota, Metazoa, Arthropoda, Insecta, Diptera, Culicidae. The transcript is spliced from 3 exons. The record is from RefSeq and is a predicted model, not a curated record. The coding region runs from base 1 to 939 and encodes 312 amino acids.